AUGGUCUGCGAAUCGUGUAGAUCACAGGCCCGGACGCUCCUCCAGGCAGCAGCAAUCCGCGUGUCCGGCGUCAGGGCCGCCCCGGCAAGGGCGCCGAAGCUUUCACGACCGACGUGCUCACCACACGGCGCGCCGACCCGGCGGUUCAGCGACACGCCCCAAAGGAGGAUCCUGGGCAUGAGGACGCUGGGCGAGUCGUACCGCGUGCUCGGUGCCUCCGAGAGGCUGUACAGGAUCUGCGCGCAGCCCGCCGACUACCACAUAUCCGAGGAGGCACGCAACAACGACCAGGUCGAGAGGUUAGAGGACGGCGAGGAGCUCGGCACGCCCGCACACGCAGGCAAUGUGUGGCACAAAAGUACGUGGACAACGAUGCUCCUGUCUUGGCCGUGGAGAGAUCCCCCCCCCUUUUUCAAAUCUCCCAAGACGCACGCACAAACUGACGCCUCGGGCGAGGGGAGCAAACAAACAGCAUUCGGCCUCCAGCCCAGCUUCAGCACCUGGUCCCACGUCACGAUGCUCCGUCUCUAUCUCCUCCAGGCCCGCGUGCGCUGCUUCGAGCGCGACGUCUUCCGCAACUGGCAGCAGCAGCUCGUCGACCACUUCUUCUUCGACUGCGAGAAGAAGAUGCACGUCGACCAUAGCAUCACGUCGAGCGCCCUGCGCCAGCGGUACCUCAAGGAUAUUUUCGUGCAGUGGCGCGGGCUGCUGCUCGCGUACGACGAAGGCCUCAUCAAGGGCGAUGCCAUCCUCGCGAGCGCCGUCUGGAGAAACCUGUUCAAGGGGGCGCCCGAGGCCGACCCGAGGGCGCUGUGUGCGAUUGUCGGGUGGAUGAGGUCGAGUCUGGCGUCGCUCGAGGCGGCGAGCGACGUGGACUUUGCGCACAAGGCGGGCGAUGUCUUGCGACAGCCCGUGGACGUGUUUUGGAGCCGGUUGGAGGAGCCGUUCAAGAAGGCGUCUGAGGGCGGGGGAGGCCAACAGGGUGAAUGA
Molecule: messenger RNA, 990 nt
Organism: Metarhizium album ARSEF 1941
Lineage: Eukaryota; Fungi; Ascomycota; Sordariomycetes; Hypocreales; Clavicipitaceae
Product: Ubiquinol-cytochrome c chaperone, CBP3
Exons: 1
Coding region: 1-990 (329 amino acids)
Biological process (GO): mitochondrial respiratory chain complex III assembly
Cellular component (GO): mitochondrion
Source: RefSeq, a predicted model, not a curated record